Acanthaster planci (crown-of-thorns starfish) is the source of this 2492-nucleotide messenger RNA. RefSeq names its product protein Wnt-2b-A-like. Gene Ontology annotation, cellular component: extracellular region. NCBI's taxonomy places the organism in Eukaryota, Metazoa, Echinodermata, Asteroidea, Valvatida, Acanthasteridae. Gene Ontology annotation, molecular function: frizzled binding; cytokine activity. The record is from RefSeq and is a predicted model, not a curated record. Gene Ontology annotation, biological process: multicellular organism development; canonical Wnt signaling pathway; cell fate commitment.
CUCCGCUGUUAUGCUGCUUGUAAACUGGCGAAUUACACCCCUACAGCUUGUAACAACCCACUUCAAGGGACAGGACCACGCUCCAAGUUUUCGUCGUCUUUGCUACAUCAGGAUAUUUUUCAGAAUUACAUCUCACUCUAGGAGUCCCCAGUGUUCCUGACAGGUUAAUUAACUUGGUCAUCUUGGAAAUUUCCCGAGUUAGUUUCUCCCCCUCUGUCAGGAAAUACUUCACUCUAGGUUUAAAAUUAAGAUGCAGGAGAGACGGUUUACUCAUCUGGUCGUCUGCGGUCUGUUCCUCUUCAUGAUGCCUUCUCAAGUUGUAUCGACGUGGUGGUUUAUCAGUCAACUCAGCGCGGUAGGCACCCGUAUCAUGUGCGACAACAUCCCGGGGUUGGUGGGCAAGCAGCGGGAGCUGUGCCGGAAUUACCCGGACGUAAUGGUCAGCAUUGGCCGAGGGGCCCGGGAGGGCGUGAAGGAGUGUCAGUACCAGUUCCGCAACGGUCGCUGGAACUGCAGCACCAUGGACAGGGACACGUCGGUCUUCGGCAAAGUCAUGCUAAAAAAAGCCAGCAAAGAGGCGGCCUUCGUCUACGCCAUCUCCUCGGCCGGCGUGGUGCACGAGAUCACCCGGUCCUGCAGCAAGGGGGAGCUGCUGGACUGUGCCUGCGACCCGUCCAAGAAGGGCUCCAGCAGGGACGAGCACGGUGUGUUCGACUGGGGCGGCUGCAGCGACAACGUCCAGUUCGCCCACGACUUCGCCCGGCAGUUCGUGGACGCCCGUGAACGGAAGGACAGAGACCCGAGGGCGCUGAUGAACCUCCACAACAACCGGGCUGGUCGGAGGGCAGUGAUGAAAAACAUGAAGCUGGAAUGCAAAUGCCACGGCGUCAGCGGAUCGUGUUCAAUCCGUACCUGCUGGAAAGCCAUGCAGGACUUCCGAGAAGUGGGCAGCUACCUGCGGGCCAAGUACGACCAGGCCUCGGAAGUGACCAUGGUCCAGGACGGCACGGGGCUCAGCGUGAUUAGAACCCAUCGCAGGCCAAACCGGGCUAACCUGGUGUACUUCGAAGAAUCGCCGGACUACUGCAAACAUGAUCCUGAAACCGGUUCUCUGGGCACGGCAGGCCGAGUCUGCAACAAGACGUCCCAGGGGCCAGACAGCUGUGACGUCAUGUGCUGUGGGCGGGGCUACAACACCAUGCGCGUGCAGCGCACCAGCCAGUGCGAGUGCAAGUUCCACUGGUGCUGCUUCGUCCGCUGCAGCGAGUGCACGGAGACGGUGGACCAGCACACCUGCAAGGGCGUGUCCACCGACCAGGUGGGCGCCACGGAGGCGGGAGACGGGCCGGCGUCCACGCAGACGCUCCGAGACGGCAGCGAGGCGCCCACGGCGGCUGAAGUGACCACGAAACCGAGGAGGCAGGGGCGAAAGCCUUCCAAGAGGAGGGAUAAAAAACGGAGACGCCAGGGUGGCCAAUCGAGAAGCAGAGAAACGACCGCAGUACACACUGAAACAGUCGUCCAUAGUUUAGUAACAGCAACUAUAUAAAUUCAUCCAAAGCCCUGGAAGUGUACACCUAAGGCUUUAAGGCGUGUAGCCUAACCGGCACCUAAGAACUGUGAAUAAUGUACAAAUAAUAUAUUAUAAGCAACAUAGUAUUCUGUCAAAGGUAAUCGCGGCAACUGUCAACACUGCCCGUUCACAACGGUACUACUUUCCUGCUGGGAAGGUUCACAGCGUUGGCGAUAUUGGUUUCCGAAGUACAUGCUCCAAACGCAAGGAAAGCUACUACAUGUACUGAGUGCAAUUCAAACACGAAUUGUACGUGACCAAGUGAAUGUCAUUAUCAAAUGCGUGUAAACCUGACCAGACCAUUAAUACAUGUUUUACUUUCGCUUGAGUGCCUUCCAGAAUAGUGAAUCUAAUCAUUUCUUCAAUGCUUUAUUUUUUAAGCUGUUCAUUUGCAACCAGUAGGCCUAAGGAGUCAAAGAAAUUACGUACCCGAAAUUCGACCUUGUUGUCAGCUUCCAUUGUCCACGGUUCCAGUCCCUCGCACAGACACAUUAAUCACAACAUGAAUGUAAUCGUACAUAAACGUUGAGCUAAACUAUGCAAUUAAGACUUUUCCCAUCAUAAACCCAAUCUUUAAAUUGCUAAAUGUCCUGUAAAUAAAACGGAACGGUUAAUGUACUUUGAUGAUAAUUAUGCCUGAUUUGAAUACGGUAACGUUUAAUUUACAUAAAGCCAAAAAUCAAUUGUACUAUAGUUCAGUAAAUACGAACGCCAUGUAUAUAAUUAAACGAAACAUAAAUCAUACGAUUUUAUUCAGUUACACAGACCGAAUUUUGCGUCCUGAUUGCUGUCUUUGAUAGGUUCUGGAAAAUAAGUUUCAAGAAAGGGAGUAGGCCAUUCAUACAUCGUGCAAGCGAGAAGCGAGAGUUGUUUUAUUCGCCUGCAGCGUCAAAUGACCUUUGUAAUAACAGAGUUUUAA